Molecule: messenger RNA, 918 nt
Organism: Plenodomus lingam JN3
Lineage: Eukaryota; Fungi; Ascomycota; Dothideomycetes; Pleosporales; Leptosphaeriaceae
Source: RefSeq, a predicted model, not a curated record
AUGUGUCGGGGAAAAAACAAGGUCCAGUCUUCGGGCGCCGGGGGUAACGAGAACGAGAGCGAGGAUGAUGACAGUGAGAGAGGGAGAGAGGGAGAGAGUGAGAGAGGGAGUGAUACGGACGGAACUGGUGUGGACGGGAGAGAAAAGUCAACUUUGCGAGCGUUCAGCUCUUGUCGCUUAUUUUUGCACCUCCAAACACGAAACCAGGGUCCCUGCGCGCAUCCGAGGGGCGAGGGCGAGAACAAACGAACGAGGCGACCUCAAGAUACCUCUUACGAUCAAAGUGCGUGCUGGGCCACCCCUCGGCCCUUUUCCAGCUCCAACCUAGUUCCCUCGCACGUAUUCUCCAGCCCACCGCUUUCCAGUCUUGACACGCCACCCGCCGAGCCCCGCUACUGUAAAUGGAUGGAGCCGGCGGUCGAUGAAACUGUCCACCAGCCAUCCCCAUCGCCUGGCUGCGACGACUAUGCUCAUGGUGAGGGGGCAAACCCCGCCACUACCAUUACUACUAUUGACAACACCACUGCUACUACCUCCAACACUGCUGCUGCCGCCGCCGCCGCCGCCGCCGCCGUCGGCGCUGAGACUGCGGAUGCGGCCGGUCCUUCUGGCCGCCCAGAACGCAACAGUGUAGUGCCACCAUACUGGCGGAAACACGAUCGCAAUCCUAGUCGGGUGAGCUCCUACUCGACCAGCGACAACGGUCAUCCGACGCCUAUUGGUCUUGAGGACCAUACGGACGAAGGCUCCGACCAGUGCAAGGUGCUGUGGGCCAAGAGCGUAACCAUUGAUGAUUACGUGGUGGUCAGUGGGACCGCGCCUGGGCUGGGUGCCUAUGUGGUUUGGAAUUGCACGGUAGAGACGCUCGAUGGUGGACCCAUGAAGAUACGGAAAAGGUGGGUUGAACAAGGCUUUUGA